UGGAGUUGCAGCAAUAUCAUGAAUGAAGUAAUUAAUAAUCUCGGCUAUCGGCUGGACAAAUAGCUGAACAUAUUUCAAUGUAAAUGGGUCAAACGCAAACUAUGAAUGGAAAGAGGGGGCCUGGAGACAAUUUAUGUCAGGGGUCAAAAUUGUAGUCGAUGCCAUUCAAUCGAGAACGGUCCACCGAUCGUGUGGUGCAUAGUGUGUGAAUCAAUGGCUCGCGGCGUGGUGCUCACGCGGCGUCUUCGUCUCAUCGAUGUUUGUCUCGUUGUAGCGCUGAUUGCUAAGGCGACAGGACUGCCUCAACCCUCAAGACACGUCGAUUUGCCGGAAGGCAGCAACGAUGCCGAGUUUCAUUCAAAUUCCAUGGGAGUUUCCAAGGUGAUCGACCUAAAUACGGGGACGAUUGCCUAUAAAGAUCACAUAUUAAAAUCAUGCUACAUAGAAAAAAUGAGCAAGGAUUCUCCGUGGGAAAAAAAUCGAAUGUUAAUCGUCCAUCCAAAUCUGCUCACAAAUGAACAGGUGGAAAUUAUUGGAGGACAUAUAGUUGCAAACUUUUGUUUCGGAUGGCCGUCGAGGGUGUUACGUCUGCCGACCAACUUUGAAGUGAGAAGUAAAAGAUCCAACAAGCAAUAUUAUUUCGUUGGUCGUAAGACAAGGGGCCAAACGCAAAGUCAAUACUUGCAGUUUGGAGAUGGUGAGAAUCCAGGGAAAGCUGAGGCGGAAGCAACUCGACAAGGAAGCAAGGCUGUUGUGUAUGGUUCCAGAGGAAUGGGACAAGCGCAAAGUCAAAGUGAUCCAUUCAGUUGUGCUGAUUGCUAUGGAUAUGGAGGUUCCGGUAUUCCGGGUUCACAAACGUCUACCUCACCUUUUGCCCCAGGAUUAAAUGGAGAACAGUUAUCAGGUGGUCGACGGUUUGAUGCAUCGGGCCGACCAAUUUUAACUACUGGCGCAGACCCUGGAUUAUCCCAAACGGAUAUUUAUGGAAGACCUAUUGGUGGCGAUGGUCGAUCCCCAGGAGUCACAGGUCCAACCCAGGCAGGACAAGGAUUUAUUCCUGGAAGAGGUCCCGGUGCUGGUCAACAACAUGGUGGGCAAGUGCCAGGUCAACUAUUAGAAACACCGGUUGGUAGCUUAAUUCAAUCAGGAACACGUGGCCAGAAUGGUAAACCCGGCGUUUCUGGCACUAACGCUCUCUUUAUACCCGGCCAAACACCCGGAACACAUCAAACUCGCCCAGGUCAAACAGGUGGCUACCAACAAGGUGGUCAAGUACAACCCGGUACUGGAGGUGGAACCAUUUUUACACCAGGACAGGCAGGCCAAGCACCUGGAUCAUUUCAAACACAUCCUGGGCAAACUAUAUUGAGAGGACCGGACGGUGGACAAGCUCCAGGAACACAUCAAAUACAACCUGGUCAAGCAGGUGGAGACUUAUUACCGGGCACUACAACUGGUGGAGGAAGAGGUCCAUCAGGAUCAUUUCAAACGUACCCAGGUGGUCCUGGAAGUGGUACAAUAUUGAGACCUGGUCAAACUCAUCCAAGCCAAACCGGUGGACUACAACCAGGAAUAACAGGCGGACCUGGUACAGGAACAUAUUUUACUCCAGGACAAGUAUCUACGGGUGGUCAAUAUCCUAGUGGUGGUAGUCAACCUGGUUCGGACCAAACACCUUCUACUCAUGCAGGUGGAACACAAGGAACAACAGGUGGCCCUGCAACUGGAACACAAUUUACCCCAGGACAAGCACCAGGUUUAUUACAAAUUCGUCCAGGCCAAGUAGGAGGACCAAGCGGUGGUCAAAUACCUGGAUCCAUACACACACAACCCGGUUCGCAAAUAUACGAUCAUGAUGGUCUUCAAAAACCCGGCGGACGUCCAGUGCAUCCCGGUGAUGUUGGAGCAAUUGCACCUGGCGCGCAAAUUCAACAGGGUGGUGUAACAACUCAACCAGGUGAAACAACCUAUUUUAUUCCUGGUGGUAUAAGACAACGGCCAGGCGAUGGUUCUUUUGGUUACUAUCCAUCGACCGGAACACCAGGUGGAAGAAUCCAGGGAGGAGAUUCAGGUAUACAAGAUGGAACUUUCAACGGUCAAUUAGCCGGACAAUACCGACCGGCAAGUGGCCCAGGCGGGGAAUUUUCCGGCACAUUUCAAGGUAGAUAUAGCCCACAUGGAUCUAGAACACAUAUAGGUUCACAAGGAGCGCAAAUUAGUGGAGGUGGACAGCAAACUGGAGAUAGUGCGCAGCAGGUUCAUUAUCCAGGAUCUAUUAUUGGAUCCGGUGGUCAAAGAGGGCAAGGUUCUCUUGAACAACAAGGAUUUCCAGGCGAGUCAGUUGGAGGACAGCAAUGGUCACAAGCAGGUACACCCGGAAGUCAAAUCCCAACAGGUUCAUCAAUUACUGGACAAAUUCCGGGCCAAUAUGUACAAGGUAUAGGAACACAAGGCGGCACAUCCACACAUACUGGACAAGGUACUUUCAUUCCCGGUCAAACUCAAAUCCCAUCAACAAGUCAAACAAUUCAGAACGGUUACCCUGAUACAACUAGUUCGGGGCACGUAUGGAGUGGACAACCAGGGCAAAGUCAAUUAUCUCCAGGUGGUAGUCAACCUGGCUAUCAACACGGGACAGUACAUACACCAGGACAAAUACAUACAACAACCGGUGGUCAAUAUCCUAGUGGAGGUAGACAACCAGGUUAUCAACAAGGGACAGUACAUACACCAGGACAAAUACAUACAACAACCGCUGGCCAAUAUCCUAGCAGUGCAGGCGGCCAACCUGGUUAUCAACAAGGUACGAGCGGACAAGGUCCAAUAGGUGGCCAACCAGGCUAUCAACAAGGUGCUGGACAAAUACCUGAACAAUCGCAUUUAACAACUGACGGUCAAUAUCCUAGUGGCAGUAGUGGUCAACCAGGUUAUCAACAAGGAGCACCAGGACAAUUGCAAAUCUCGACUGGGGGACAAUACCCAACGGGUGGUACCAGUCAACCAGGUUAUCAGCAAGGAACACCUGGACAAAUUCACUCAGGGACAGAUGGUCAAUACCCAGGUAGUGCAAGUGGUCAACCUGGUUACCAAACAGGAACAGGACAACCACAGGGACAUUUACAAACACCUACUGGUGCUCUGUAUCCUGGUGGUUCUGGUCAACCUGGUUAUCACCAAGGAACAGAAUUUACACCGGGUUAUCCAGGCCAAACUACAGGUACAGGUCAGCAAGGUGGUACAACCGGAGGACAACAAUUUUAUGGCCAACAACCAGGAACAAGUGGACAACAAAUAGGAGGAGGCGGACCAACUUACGGUACACAAACACCUUAUGGUCAACAAGGUGGUCAAACAUUAGGAAGCGGUGUUGGAGACUAUGCAGGUUCUGGCGUUCCACAGGUAGGACAAUUCCAACUCCCCGGUCAAGCAGGUCAAGGUUUAGAAGCGGACGAUUCUGAUACGCAAGCGCAAAGUACAAUUCAGCGGUCAGAUAAUGAAACUCAGGCGAGUGCCUCUUCUUCGGGUCGGUUUGCUGGCGGUACGGCACAAUCACAAGUAUCUGGAUCUUACGCAGGUACAGGAUCAUUUAGUGCCUCGGCAGGUAGCAACGACGGAUUACGCGGUGCGCAAACACAGGUUUCCGGUAAUUCGGAAGGUACCCUCAGUUCCUCUCAAGGUAUGGGAGGCCGAGGUAAAUCCCAAGCACAAGUCCAACUUUCAGCGGACACUGGUGACACCACCUCAAGUGCCCAAUCCGGUGGAUUAAACCACGGUACCAACACACAAGUACAAUCGGGAAUUAAAGGGGGAAUGGCAGAUGCACAAGCCAACGGUCCAGGUAGCACCUCUUCUCAAGCACAAAUAGGUUUCUCUCCAUACGACGCAAACACCAAUGACGACGAUCCUGGAAAUCCCCACAACGGAGGAGGAACGGCAAGCGCCUCAAGUGGAACUCACGCGGGUAAAUCCCAAGUACAAAUUAAUGGAAAAUACGCGUUUGGUAUACGCUACACGGGCCAAGCUCAAGCUUCCUCCGCAAAUUCCGGCUACACGGCUGAUAAUAUCAAUUUACCAACAAUGCGACCAAUCGACUUCUCACAAAACACUUAUAGCAAACCAGCAAAACAAGAAAAAGUUAACGUGCGUCAAAUAGACGACCCCAGCUUAAUAAAAAUUAUUACAUCUUCAACAACUCCAUUACCCGAUGAUGAUGAUGAAGAAGAAUACGACGACUAUGAAGAUCCUAACCCACCACCAAGACAUAACUUGGUUCAACAAGCAAAAACAAGAAGUCUAAUGCAUGACGCCCUUGAUCCUCUAGAAGAUAUAGAAGAUCAUGGUAUUCAAAUCGAAGGCCAGCUAAAACACGGCGAUAUAAUUCAAACAGGUCAAUACAUUCCAGGGAGCACCGGGUACAAAAUCCCACAAGGUUUUCGUGGCCGUGUCACCGAAGAUCAACAGCAACACGAAACAGAUAGCGACUUAGGCAAAAGAAUCAUCUACGCAGCUGGAGCUAACGCAAAUCGUCGUGGGCACAACGAUGGAUACGGUUCAGGUUAUUCCUACCAACCAAGAUACUCCCCAGUCCAAUACGGUUUCAAAUCAUCAAACCAACCAAAGAAUUUCGUCUCAGUGACAAAAUCAGAAACAGGUUCACGUAAUAUCAUCACUGGAAAGAAAACUCCCUCAGUUUAUUAUACACAAUCAUCAACGUGUGGAUAUUUCACCAAUACGUGCGUCUAUAGCAAUGGGCGAAAGAUCUGCCUACCGAAACCGAAGGCCAAUCCGGAUGGAACACCCAUUGUAUGCAGAAACUAAAUGGACACUCGACUAUAAAACAAUAUAAUACCAUCACUGCCAGACGUAUUAUAAUUAUAACUUAAAGUAUCUAUUUUCAUACAUUGCUUUUUUUUAAUUAACUGCGAGUAAAAUAUUGUAGUUUUAUUAAUAAUGAUUAAACGUUUGAAAACACAA
Dalotia coriaria is the source of this 4974-nucleotide messenger RNA. RefSeq lists its product as uncharacterized. The transcript is spliced from 4 exons. Bases 106 to 4818 code for a protein of 1570 amino acids. NCBI's taxonomy places the organism in Eukaryota, Metazoa, Arthropoda, Insecta, Coleoptera, Staphylinidae. The record is from RefSeq and is a predicted model, not a curated record.